AUGUCUGCCACCGUCGUGCUUGAACUAACCCACAAUCAACGCCAUAAUCAUCAACAUACUAAUGGUGCUUCGACUCAGGCUCAAAUAGUUGGCGAUGUCUCGCUUUUACCGAACCAGCACGAAGCAAUAACCACAGCAACUACUCAAUCCGAACGCCUGCAUACUGUUCGGUCCAGAACAUCAAACACGAUCGAUAGUUCUAGCGAUGAGAUACAUGACCAAUCAUCUCGGCUACCACUUCGGCGCCUCAUUCCGGCAUAUCUAUGUCUCUCAAUUAUCUACUUUACCUCUUCGCUGGACAUCAAUUCGGUUGCUCUGGCUCUUCCAAAUAUCGCCAAUGACCUCGGCGCUGGUAGCAGCAUUACCUGGGCCGGAACGGCGUAUUUGAUGGGCCAGGCUGCUUUUCAGCCUCUGUACGGUCGAUUAUCCGAUAUUUUCGGCCGCAAACCGCUCUUGAUGCUCUCCGUCGGGUUCCUCGUAUUUGGCGACAUUCUGUGUGCCAACGCACACAACCCUGCUUGGCUCUACGCGUGUCGUGCCAUAAGCGGCAUUGGCGGUGGUGGCAUCAGUUCCAUCAUUGCAAUCAUCGUCAGCGAUCUCGUGAGUCUUAAAGACAGAGGCAAAUACCAGGGAAUGCUUAAUGCUUCUAUUGGUGCUGGAUCAGCGGUAGGACCAUUCAUGGCGGCAAGUUUGAUACAGAAGACAAAGAUUGCAGGGGCUGCGAGUUGGAGAUGGAUCUUCUACAUCCCCCCAAUCCUAGCAUGCGUUUCUGCAGUGGCUGCCAUGGCUUUUCUACCACUAACGUCUGUCACGGGAAGCUGGAGGGCCAAGGCAAGACAAAUCGAUUGGAUGGGUCUCGCAGCAUCCCUGGUAGCGCUUCUUUGCAUUCUGAUACCUCUCAACCUGGGCGGAACCUCCUGGCCAUGGCGCAGUCCCGAAGUAAUCUCCCUUAUGAUCGUUGGCGGCUUUGCAGUGGCUGCGUUUACCAUCAUCGAGAAAAGAUAUGCGCGCAUUCCUCUCAUACCUCUUCGGCUCUUCACCAACAGGGCCACCGCCAUUCUUCUCGUCCAGAGCGCUUUCUAUAAUAUUGUGUGGCAAGUAGACAUGUAUUUUUUACCGGCAUAUUUUCAAGAUGUUCGAGGAUAUAGUCCUCUGCAGGCUUCUGCGCUGAUGUUGCCUAUACUUUUGUUUUCAAGCGUCUCUGGUGUUUUUUAUGACUACGUCUACCACCCUGGCAUAGCCUUGUGGCUGUUGGGUGCUGGCCUGAAAAUGUUGUUUCGCCAAAACACCAGCGUUGGGGUCUACUUGGGUGCCUUACUAGUUGAAGGCUGGGGUAUUGGAUGUGUAUUUCAGCCAGGUCUCGUUGCCCUCCAAGCACAUUGCCCACCUAAGGAUCGAGCGGUUGCGACCUCGACACGGAAUCUCUUCCGAAUGCUUGGAUCCGUUAUUGGUAUGACAAUCGCAACUGCUUUGCAGACUGCGAUCACCCAAUCGGCUCUACCUGACAAUGUCCCAAAUACAGUUCUCUCGCAAGUGGCGAAAGGAGUAUCGCGAUCCGCUUGGGACCAAGACAUAUUGGAUGCCAAGUUUAAGGGGUUCCAAGCCGUUUUUGCAUUGGAAGUUCCAUUCAUGGCCCUAUGCCUACUCGGUUGUUUCGGUAUACCAAGUGCACCAUUGGUGGGAGAUCACGAUAACGAACAAAGUAGCACUAGAUGA
Messenger RNA from Trichoderma harzianum CBS 226.95, 1716 nucleotides. RefSeq lists its product as hypothetical. The coding region runs from base 1 to 1716 and encodes 571 amino acids. The record is from RefSeq and is a predicted model, not a curated record. Gene Ontology annotation, molecular function: transmembrane transporter activity. Gene Ontology annotation, biological process: transmembrane transport. Lineage: Eukaryota; Fungi; Ascomycota; Sordariomycetes; Hypocreales; Hypocreaceae. The transcript has 4 exons.